Seminavis robusta is the source of this 1239-nucleotide messenger RNA. The record is from the annotation of a GenBank genome assembly. NCBI's taxonomy places the organism in Eukaryota, Bacillariophyta, Bacillariophyceae, Naviculales, Naviculaceae.
AUGGAGACCAUGGAGACCGCAACCACCCUCGUCGACAAGGAGAUCUCCAUCAAAGAGAUGCUAAAGAGCUUCCUGACAGAUGAAGCUCUGAAUGAUGUGACACUCAAGGGAACUGAUGAAGUGGAGGUACCAGCAAACCGGUUCCUUCUCUGUGCUAGAAGUCAGGUUUUUAGGGGAAUGCUUUUGGGCAAGUUUCAAGAAGCUUCCUCUCCUGUUGUAGAGCUUGGCUUCAAAGGAGGCACCUUGAAAGCUGUUGUGGAGUAUAUGCUUACAGAUUCUGCAGAUAUGCUGAGUUGCAAGAAAAGCGAGAACCCAGACGUCGACCAAAUUUCUGUUGAUUUCCCUCUCAUCCCGUCCCUGGUUUCUUUGGCUGAAGCUGCAUCAUACUUCCAGCUUCCGAACCUGGCAAAAUUAGUCCUGAAAAAAUUUGAGCAAAUGUGUGAAGUAGCACCAGGGUUGUCAUUUGCGAUCCUUCAGGCCUGCAAAGUGGCUGGACCUUCCAUUCCGGUGGGUAUUGCAGACAAAAUUAUGGCCCGAGUUCGAACCACUCCAUUUGAAUUAAUCACCAAGGAGCAUGUAGACUGUUUGAGUGCCGAUAUCCUCAAAGAGAUACUCACAGACAAACAAAUGGAAAAAACAGAAUACCAGCUGUUUCAGAUCCUGGACCUAUGGGCACAAGGCAAGAAGAGUGAAUGUAGCAUCAUUGCAAACGAGCUUUCCCGGCACAUCUCUUUUGAAAAGAUAAACCCAGAAGCUUUAGCAACAACAGUCACCAAAUCAGGUUUGGUUUCAUCUGAGCAGCUGUUGGAAGCGUUUAAGCAGCAGGCCCUAGAAAUGUAUAAGGCGUCCCUAUGUGCAACCUUUGACCGCGCUCGAUGUCCAUGGUUGGAAGUGUUGAUUCCAAGUAGGGGAUUGCCAAUGGAGAUCAAAGUGGAAGGAGCUGGUGCUGAAGGUGUCAAUGGUGUUUAUUUUCAAGAUGGGUCAUUCAAUGGCAAAUGCAAGUACAGCAAGGAAGGGGUGUACGAAGGGAAUCCCUGCGUAUUCUGGCUGUUUUCCGACACUUGGUGGUAUGUAUCAAUCCCUGAUGAGAAUUUUCCAGGAAGUACUACAGACAAGGACUUCUAUCGCAGCGCGACGGAUCAUUUUGAGGAAAAUGAGCUUCCUGCACCAAGCACAGUGUGGGAAAUAGAGGAUUAUGGAAUAGAACCAACUCCCCAAUUGAAAUACAGAUAUCCUUGA